This is a messenger RNA of Sinocyclocheilus anshuiensis, 6247 nucleotides long. RefSeq names its product microtubule actin crosslinking factor 1b (gene macf1b). Gene Ontology annotation, molecular function: microtubule binding; calcium ion binding; structural molecule activity. Gene Ontology annotation, cellular component: membrane; intermediate filament; cytoplasm. The record is from RefSeq and is a predicted model, not a curated record. Bases 11 to 6172 code for a protein of 2053 amino acids. Gene Ontology annotation, biological process: wound healing; intermediate filament cytoskeleton organization. Lineage: Eukaryota; Metazoa; Chordata; Actinopteri; Cypriniformes; Cyprinidae. The transcript is spliced from 40 exons.
UUGAAGAAUCAUGGGUAACCUCAUUAGCAGACCUAGCUGUUUGGGACAAAAGUCCAAAAAGGUUAAGUCAGAUGAAAGCGUCUUGAAAGAGUGCUACCAGCAACGAAGAGAAUGGCCGCUCCCAGAGCCUCCUAAAGAAGAGACAAGGAAAGAGGACGUGGAAGAGGUUCUUCGACAAACUCCAACACCGGACAAGCAGAGAAGUUCCCCAGCCCCUACUGUCACCACUACCAGCACUCUGGACAAUGCCUGGCAAAGCACUCCGUCCCCAGUAAAAACACCAAGAAAUGGGUCUUUGCCCAGAAGGUGUAAUAUUCCAGAGUACAGAAGAUCCCCCCUGAGUCAGUAUGGAUCCGUGGACAGGAGAGCCAGCCUGCAGAGAAGGGAUUCUGGAAGUCCCUGGUCCUGGAAACCUCCGAACACUCGAGAGGUUACCGAAGUCACAGAAGUGACAGAGACAAUUGUUACAGAGAUUGUGGAGGUGACAGAGUAUCCUCCUGCAGGCAAAGGAGGUGACCCUAUUGUUACUAGAACUGUGAGAGUCCUUACUGGAGCUGCUGAGGAACUUGCAGAGCUGCUGAAUGAUGGUCAGUCAAGUUCAGACCAGGAAUCAAGUCUAGAUCAAUGGAAGGAUUGCAGAAAUGUUUUGGCUCUGAAAGAUGAGUUCAAGGAUCCGUUGAAAUUCCUGCAAAAUCUGGAAACGCUGCUGACGUGGGUCUGCGAGAUUGAGGAGCUGACAGCCAAUCAAAAACCACCAUCCUCAGAGUUUAAAGUGUUGAAAGCCCAACUGCAAGAACAGAAGCUCUUACAGCGCCUCCUGGAGGACAGGAGACCCAGUAUGGAGACCAUGAUGCAGGAGGGUCCACACCUGGCAGAGGGGCUUCAGGGAAAUGACGGUGAAAAGACCAAAGUGCAGCUUGCACAGCUCAAACUCAAGUGGGAGGCUCUACUUCAGGGCACCAACAGCAGACACAAGAUUCUGGAGGGCAUUCUGCCAAGAGCUCAGCUAUUCCAGGAGAGGACAGACAGACUUCAGCAAUGGCUUAUAUCUGUGGAUCAGGACUUAGCUGAGCUUCGCUCUGCAGAGAGAGGGAUGCUCCAUCUGCAAGAAGCUGCAGGACAGGCCAAGGCAGUCAUGGAAGAGAUAAAAGCUAAGAGUGUCGACCUGGGGAAACUCCAACAAUGUGCUCAUGAGCUCAUGGAAAAGAUUUCAGAGGAGGAAACCCAGCUGGUGCAGGAGCGGGUGGACAGUCUGCGUAUCCGGUACUCAGUGAUGAGUCUGGGUAGUGCUGAUGUCCUGCAGAGGCUGGAACAGGCUUUGGAGGAAUCUAGUCGAUGUACCUCCAGUCAGGAAGACCUCCACCUGUGGCUUGGUCGAAUCGAGAGAGAGCUGCUGGCUCCUGCUGCCCAGACUGAGACUGGGGAUGCAGUCUUGUGUUCUUCUGAGAGGCAGAAGCUGGAACAGGCUGUUGAGAAAGAGUUGGCUUGGUUUAGAGACAUCUCACUGGCACUGGAGGAGCUCGGAGCCAUUAAUCUGGACCCAGACGUCAUUGCAUCCCAGCUCAAUGAGCAGAAAAUACUUGCUGUAGAGAUUCUGCAGCACAAGUUUAACAUUGAGAAAAUGGUGAAGAUUUUGGAACUCCUGCAGACGUACACUGAGGAUGGGGAUACACUGAGACUCCAGUCUUCCAUAGACACCUUACAGGAGCAGUGUCAGGUCACUACUGCCACUAAUUCGCAUGUCGUGCUUCAACUGGAGCAUGCUCAGUCGCUCUUUUCUCAGUUCUCAGAGGGCUAUGCUGAGGUGUUACCAUGGUUACAGGAAACCAAAGCCCUUAUUGGUCAGUUUACCCUGAACACCAUCAGCUACGAGGCUUUCCGAGAACAACAGGACCUCUUACAGGGCAUUAGGGAGUCCAUAGCAGAGCAUAAGCCGCUGAUAGCACGGCUGAUCAUGCUGGCCCAGCGUCUAUCAGACCUGAAUGCAGCUCAGGGACAGGAGUUCUGCCAGAAAGCCAGGGACACUGAAGAGCAGCACCUGGCCAUCAGAGACAGGGUUCAAGAAGCUGCUGGAGUACUGGAGGAGUCUCUGCCCCGCUAUACACAGCUGAAUGAGAGGAUGACUCUGAUUGGAGAGAGACUGGAGCGUCUGUGUAGUCACAUGCAGGCCUCAAUGGCUCUUCAAGGCCUCACCCCACGAAUUCAGGAGCAGCUACAGGACAACAAGCACACAUUGUCUGAGCUCUCUAAAAUGGAUCUGGACCUCAGCAGUGUGAGGACACAGGCUCAGGAGCUCCUGACCAACACAGGAGCUCUUGGGGACAGUUCCAUUGGCACAGCGAUUCAAGAGCGGGUUUGCAGUCUAACAAGCCGCUGGGAGGAGGCUCAAAGGCAAGCUCAGGAGAGGGAGAAGUGGCUUCUCAAUCUACUGGAUCUGGCAGUCAGGUUCUGGAAUGAAGUGAGUGACAUGACAGCUGGACUGAAUGAUGCCCAGCAGGCUGUUCUGGACCUCAACUCCAGUCGAUCAGAUUCAGAAACCAUCCGACAGAGCCUGGAGACCAUGCAGACACUCAGGGAGGACAUUGAUUCUCUGCAAGGUGACCUGGACACACUAGGAAUUCUGGGAAUGGAACUCAUGUCAGCUUGUGGUGACACAGACAAACCAGAGGUCACGAAAAGUUUGGAUGAGCUUUACGGCACGUGGAACAAUCUCAGUAAGAUCUGGACAGAGUGCAACAGUAAGUUAGAAGAAUGUUUACGAAUGGCUCUUCAUUAUCAGGACAGCAUGCAGGGACUCUUUGAGUGGCUGAACUCUGCAGAGCUGAAAUCCACCGAGGAGUUCUCAGUGGGAUCUGACCUGGGAUCAGUUAAAGAGCAGCUGUGUGACCUGAAGGAAUUUAAGCGAGAGCUCUAUCAGAAGAAGAUUGCGAUUGAGAGUCUAAACCAUCGCUUUGUGUGUCGUCUCUCCCCGGGCACCGAGCGACCUGGGUCCAUUUCUCCACUGUGCGACUUCCGUCAGCGAUGGGACAACUUGGAGUCAGAGACUGUCAGCAGACAGCACCAGCUGGAGUGUGCAUUGCUGGGCUUGGGUCAGUUCCAGAACACUCUUGAUGAGUUGCACGCCUGGCUCUCCCACACGGCUGACCUACUGCAAGCCUUUCAGCCAAUCAGCAUCGACCUGCAAACCUGUGAGAUAGAGCUAGCCAAGCACAAGGUUCUGUGGAAUGAUGUGAUGUCCCAUGUGCACACGGUAGACUCUCUGAACCAGGCCGGCAGAAACCUGAUGGAGUCUGGGGCGGGAGACAGCUCACAUGUCCUGCAGACUCGUCUGGAACAGCUGAACGAACGUUGGGAAUUUGUGCGCUGUGAGACAGAGCGCAGACAGCUAGAGCUGGAAAAUAACCUCAGUCAGGUUCAGGACGUAACCAUGGAGAUCCAGGAUCUCCUGCAGUGGCUGGAGCACACAGACCUGAGGCUGUCGUCCAGUAAGACCGUGUGGGGAAUGCCAGACUCUGCCAACGAGAGACUGAGCGCUCAUUUGGAGUUGUGUAAUGAGAUGGAUUCUAAAAUGCACACCUACACAAAUGUUCGCAACGCCAUCCACCGGAUGCUGGAGGGACGUGAAGUGGCCCGGGGCUCCAGCACGGAGCAUAGCUUAUGCAUGCUGGAGCAGAAAUGGAGCGCUGUCUAUGCUAAAAUGCAAGAAAGAAAGGCAAAGUUAACAGAGGGGCUUGGUCUUGCCAAGGAGUUUAACAGUAAUGUCCAGGACCUGCUGACCAAAAUGACCAAGUGUGAGGAGACCAUAAACACUCUGUCUGCGCCCAGCUUCAUCCUGGACACCGUCUGCGCUCAGCUUCAGGAGCACAGGGUGCUGGUAGGUGAGGUGCAGUCUUACGGAGAGAGGAAGACGAGUGUGGAAACCGCUGCCACACGUCUGUCCGAGCUCAGCAGGAAGGAAGACUGUGAUGUGGUGCAGAACCUGAUCAUGACCGUCCAGGACCGAUUCAAGAAACUCCUCCAACACACCACAGACAGGGGGAAAACACUCGAGGACGCCAAAAGACAUGCUAAACAGUUCAGUGAAUCGUGGCACUUGCUGGUGGACUGGAUGACGGAGGUUGAACAGACGCUGGACACACACAAAGAGAGCUCUGUGUCACAGGAAGAGAUCAAACAGCAGCUCACUGAACAAAAGGGCUUCCAGAAGCUGCUCCGCUUGAAGCGGCCCAUGUACGAGGCCUGUCUGAAGAGAGGCCGCUCGCUGCAGGAGAAAGCCCAGAGUCCUGAAGACACGCAGCACCUGGAGAACAUGGUGUCUGAGCUCAGAGACUCAUGGGACACCAUCAGCGGCAAAUCCACAUCAAGGCAGCACAAGCUGGAAGAGGCUCUGCUGUUUUCAGGCAGAUUCACUGACGCUCUGCUGGCUCUUAAUGACUGGCUGUACAGAGCCGAGCCACAGCUGGCUGAAGAUGUACCUGUCUGUGGUGAAAAAGACCUGGUCGGCAAUCUGAUAGACAAGCACAAGGUGUUCCAGCGGGAGCUCGGGAAGCGUGCCAGCUGUAUCCGCACGCUGAAGCGCUCGGUCAGGGAUCUGACGCGGAGCAGCACGGCUGAUGCGGAAGAGUUCGAUGGAAUAGUUCACUCGUUCCUGGAUCAUCUUUCGGAUGUUGAGAGGGUCCUGAAGUACGGAGUGCUGCCUGAGGAAGAGGAGGCUCUUCUGGCAUUUCAUACCUGUCAUCAGGAGUCGAUGAGCUCCUUGAACGCUCAGCAGACGGCGCUAGAAAACAUUCGCAAACUGGGCGAGAAGAUUCUGUCCUCCUGCCAUCCAGACUCUGUCAUCACCAUCAAAUCAUGGAUCAGCAUCACAAAGACUCGCUAUGAAGAGGUCCAGACGUGGGCGAAGCAGCAGGCCGAGAGGAUCCAGACCACACUGUCUGCUCUGGAGGCAGAGAGAGAGGAGAUCCAGCGAUUACUGGACUGGAUCUCCUCCGCUGAAGAGUCUCUCAAUCUGAAGGAGCAGGAGCCGCUGCCUGAAGACCUAGAGCUCUCUGCAGAUCUCAUCACUCAGCACACGGAUUUCAUGGAUGAGAUGAAAGGGAAGGUACCAGAAAUUGAAAACGCCACAAAAUCCUGUAAACACAAGCUGGUUCAAAAGCUGCAGGUUUCCCCCAGUCGCAAAGCACCAGCAAAGAGGAGAGGCACAGCGAAGCCCCCUCCGUCUGCUCCUCUUCCACUGGAGAAACUGGACCCGCAGACACCCGUGAUGAGUCAGCUGGUGAGUCAAUGGAGGAAACUCUGGCUCCUGGCCCACGGCAGACAGAGCAGACUAGAGGAACAUCUGCAGAGGCUGAAAGAGCUGGAGGAGUUUGCUAAUUUUGACUUCAACAUCUGGCGGAAAAGAUACAUGCAGUGGAUAAGUCACCUCAAAUCCCGGAUACUGGAUGUUUUUCGUAGCAUCGAUCGAGAUCAGGAUGGACGAAUCACUCACAAGGAGUUCAUCAGCAGCGUUCUGGCCUCUAAAUUUCCCACUAACUCCCUGGAAAUGACUGCGGUGGCUAACAUAUUUGAUGUUAACGCUGAUGGAUUCAUUGACUACUACGAAUUUGUGAGUGCCCUCCAUCCAAGCCGAGACCCUUACAGAAAGACAAUAGAUGCAGACCAAAUCAAUGAGGAGGUGAGUCGUCAGGUCUCUCAAUGCAACUGUCCAAAGAGAUUUCUAGUAGAGCAAAUUAGUGCAAAUCGCUACAGGUUUGGAGACUCUCAGCAGUUGCGGAUGGUUCGUAUUCUCAGAAGCUCUCUGAUGGUUCGAGUUGGUGGUGGAUGGACAGCAUUAGAUGAGUUUCUAGUGAAGAAUGACCCCUGUAGAGUAAAGGGACGCACAAACCUGAAGAUAAAGGAGAAGUAUCUCUCUCCGGACGCGUUCGAGGCGUCGGGCCGCAGAGGCAGCGCUAAAGGCCUGACCGUGAGCAGAUCUAACUCCAGCCUGAGUUUAUACAGCAGCGCUUCGGCUCCCAGCAGCCCGCUGACACGCAAGGCAUUGCUACGCAGAAGUUUCUCUGGUGAGAGGUGCAUUCGACCCAGGAGCUCUAUUGCAGCAUUAGGGAGCGAGCAUUUCUCUGCCGACAUCGACUCACCUUCACCUACAGAAGAGGCAGAAAGACCACCAACAUGACUACAUCUUGUCCCGUACCGUGAGCUCAAUCCACAGGAUGGACAGAAAAACCACCCCAGCAGGCCUCAGAUCAGU